UACGACCAUCGUCACUAUGGCAACAGUGAUUGCUCAACUUACGUCCAAGAUGGCGGACGAAGAAGCUCUAGAAAUACGGCCUUUCUCUUGUCCUGUCGGACCCCUUAGCGAUCGUAAGCUAAGCGCUGAAAAGCUCCCUAACACAAGACCGUUUUCUAUGGGUGCAGUGCAAGAAGGAGACGAAGAAGAGCUAUCAGAAGAACUUCUGGAAGAAAUUUUAAUCGAGCGUUCUAAAGGUGGUGAUAGUCUCGCCAAAUUUCAACUGGGACAGUUCUACUUUGAGCGGGAAAUUUACGACAAAGCUCUGGUCGCAUUUGAAAGAAUCAAGAGCACAGAUUUUCAAGCAAAAUACCAACUUGGUGUGAUGUACUAUGAUGGAAUUGGAACAAACGCCAACCCGGUAAAAGGAUUUGAACAUCUCAAAGAAAUAGCAGAAUCCGCCAAUCCUGAUGCAGCACACCUGAUUCCAUUUGCCCAGUAUAAUGUUGGCAGGGCUUACUAUGAAGGAUUUGGUGUCAAACAGUCUGACAAGGAGGCAGAGAGGUGGCUCCUUGCUGCUGCACAGGAUGGCGAACCAAGUGGGAGCAUUAAGGCGCAAACUGUCUUGGGUUUGUUCUACUCACGACCUGAUGAAGAGUCCUUUGACUUGCAAAAGGCAUACUUUUGGCAUCAGGAAGCCACUGGAAAUGGAAGCCUAGAGUCACAAGGUGCAUUAGGUGUGAUGUUUGAGUAUGGCAUUGGUGUUCGGCGAGAUGGUGAAGCAGCUUUUAAGUGUCUGAAGGAAGCAGCUGCUAGAGGAAAUGUCUAUGCCCAGGGUAACUUAGCUGUUCAUUAUUACAGAAGAAAACUGUUAAACAAGGCUGCUGAUGUGGCAAAAAGUGUUGGAGAGCAAGAGGACAUACAAGGCCUUGCUCUUGAAACUGACUGUCUGCCUCGCUAUGUGGCUAAAGGAAUCGCCCUAGGAUGUUUUGUUUAUGGCCGCUGUUUACAUCAUGGAUUAGGAGUGGAACAAAAUAGAGAGCAGGCGAAGCACUGGUAUUCAAGGGCUGGCUCCUUUGAUCUUGAUGUAGUGGCUAGGCUGCAGGAUGAAAUGACCUACGGUUAUAUCUAAAGCUUAUACUGUCAAACCAUGCAAACUCUAUACGGAAUGUGUACAAAAUGCCUGUAAGAAGAAACGGCAGGUCACCACGAGAAAAUAUCCACUUGUCCAAGAAAAAUGCUGUUUAUAGCUAUUUGCUACGUUGACAUCGUGUGUAUAAAAUACAUAGCUUUCUAUAUGCAACAGUGCACAAUUAAUUUUAGCUUUCCUGUAUAGUGAAUCAGACUUAAUUUUACACGCUUGUUUUUAACUUAUUCUGUUUGAAAGAAUAAAGGCAUUCCGCCUCUAACUCAGUGAAGGCGAAAGAAAAAUAGCUUCGAAAAAUCCGAGGUUUGAUCAUUUUUGAAAGCACUGUCGUGUUGAUACUAGAUUGUGUAUAUAACUUUUCAUUCGUUCAAAGCAAAGUUUCUCUUUUCUAAGCAAAAAAAAAAAGAAGAUUCUGAUGUGGUUCAUGCAUUUUCUGCGUUGUUGUUUGUUUGUUUGUUUGUUUUGUUUUGUUUUUCACUUUCUGAAGGCACAUACAAUGCCGUUUCUCGUACCAUGAUUAUUAUCUUUACACCCUAUAAAGUGUUUCUUGUGUUUUUUUUUUUUUUUUUUUUUUUUGUAACGUUUUCUUUUCUUAAUAUCACUUUGUGUUUCUCUGAAAAUCGCUGAGUCCUUCUUAAACUUCAGCUUGGUAAAGUAGCAUACUUACUUAGAGUGUGCCAGAUACAGUAAUUUUAAUUUCAUUCCCGGUAUUUAUUGCCUAGAUGUAAAUAUGUUGACAUAAGGUUGUACAGAACUGACUCGAAAACCAUGUAAAAUAUACAAGAAGAGUAUUUUGACUGAGUUAAAUAAAUAUUGUCAUGAGCUUU
Orbicella faveolata is the source of this 1953-nucleotide messenger RNA. RefSeq names its product LRP2-binding protein-like. NCBI's taxonomy places the organism in Eukaryota, Metazoa, Cnidaria, Anthozoa, Scleractinia, Merulinidae. Gene Ontology annotation, molecular function: protein binding. The record is from RefSeq and is a predicted model, not a curated record.